AGAGUCGAAUGAUUCUGGAUGCCUUUGCCCAACAAUGCAGCCGGGUUCUAAGUCUCUUAAAUUGUGGUGGAAAACUACUGGACAACAAUCACUCUCAGUCCAUGAUUUCUUGUAUAAAGCAGGAAAACCCAAAUUAUAGUGAAAGACAAGAGCAAUGUCAGCUUGGGAAAAUGGUUCAUAGUCAGACGUCAGACAUUUUAGACAUAGAGAUGCAGUAUAUGCAAAAGAAACAACAAACCUCAGCCUUUCUGAGAGUUUUUACUGAUUCCCUUCAGAACUAUUUGCUUUCUGGGAGCUUCCCUUCUCAGAACACCUCAUCAGUAAAUGAUUUUAGCCAUUUGGCAGAUGUGGAUCCACUUUCAACCUCUCCAGUACACACUUUAGGUGGAUGGACAUCUCCAGCAACAUCAGAAUCUCAUGGUCACCCGUCAUCUUCUACACUUCCAGAGGAGGAAGAGGAGGAGGAGGAAGAAGGUUACUGCCCUCGGUGUCAAGAGCUAGAGCAGGAGGUAAUUUCAUUGCAACAAGAAAAUGAGGAACUUCGUAGAAAGUUGGAGAGCAUCCCAGUGCCCUGCCAGACCGUUUUAGAUUAUUUGAAGACUGUUCUUCAGCAUCACAACCAGCUUAUGGUACCACAGCCAACAGACCAUCCAACUGAGGGGAGUAAGCAGUUGCUGAACAACUACCCUGUCUACAUCACUAGUAAACAGUGGGAUGAGGCUGUAAACUCUUCCAAGAAAGAUGGACGACGGCUCCUUCGCUAUCUCAUCAGAUUUGUUUUCACAACCGAUGAGCUUAAGUACUCAUGCGGCCUUGGAAAAAGGAAAAGGUCAGUGCAGUCAGGAGAGACAGGUCCUGAAAGACGUCCUCUGGAUCCAGUAAAAGUAACAUGUCUCAGAGAGUUCAUUAGGAUGCACUGUACUUCCAACCCAGACUGGUGGAUGCCAUCCGAAGAGCAAAUCAACAAGGUGUUCAGUGAUGCAGUGGGACAUGCUCGCCAGGGGCGUGCAGUGGGCACUUUCCUCCACAAUGGGAACUCCUACUAUGAAGGGACUGACCACCCAGGAUCCCAGGAUGAAGUCUUCAAUAGAGGUAUGCAAGAUGGAUCUGGCGAUUGAUGGCAGUGAGAACCACCUCAUACAACAGUAGCAACCACUUAAUUUAGGAGAGACUAUUUGUUAAACAUACUUAACCCUGCUGUCAUUUAGGAGUCCAAAGCAUGUUUGAACACAUACUGCAUACAUUUCAGCUGCUCCAUCCUACCAUAUCCCAGUUAACAGAAAGAAAUUCAUUUCAAGACUUGCUUGAUGGGACUUCUCAGUGCCUAUUAUUUCCAAAUCCUUCAUAGCACCCUUAAAGGGAAAGUGCAGUUCAUUUCAUCUAGUUGUAGAG
This is a messenger RNA of Acanthisitta chloris (rifleman), 1392 nucleotides long. RefSeq names its product BEN domain containing 4 (gene BEND4). Gene Ontology annotation, molecular function: DNA binding. The record is from RefSeq and is a predicted model, not a curated record. The annotation marks the transcript as partial. NCBI's taxonomy places the organism in Eukaryota, Metazoa, Chordata, Aves, Passeriformes, Acanthisittidae. The transcript is spliced from 4 exons.